Molecule: messenger RNA, 798 nt
Organism: Branchiostoma belcheri (Belcher's lancelet)
Lineage: Eukaryota; Metazoa; Chordata; Leptocardii; Amphioxiformes; Branchiostomatidae
Product: beta-1,3-galactosyltransferase 5-like
Exons: 1
Coding region: 76-798 (240 amino acids)
Cellular component (GO): membrane
Molecular function (GO): hexosyltransferase activity
Source: RefSeq, a predicted model, not a curated record
AUCAGUCCAUAUCCGUACACCUACGUCAUCAACAGUCCUGAGAAAUGCAGCGGUGGUGACGUCAUUCUCGUCGUCAUGGUUACCUCGUCGCCAGGAAACCACGCCCAGCGACGCGCCAUUCGGCAGACAUGGGGUAACGACACUAGCAUACCUGGUAUCAGAACGCUAUUCGCAGUGGGAACAACCGACAAAGCUACGACACAAAGAGGACUGGACCACGAAAGCCAAGCCCACCAAGACAUCAUCCAGGGGAACUUCAUCGAUUCGUAUAGAAAUUUGAAUCUAAAGACCGUCAUGUGUCUGAAGUGGGCGUCAGAAUUCUGCCCCGGAGCGAAGUUCUUUAUGAAAGCUGACGACGACACGUUUGUGAAUAUCUUUACCUUACUAAGAGAUCUGCGGGGACUGGGUUCAAACAAGACAGAGAGAUUUGUGAUGGGUUGGAUAUACAACACCGGAGGGAAGCCGAACCGCACUCCCGGGAACAAGUGGUACCUCAGCCGGCAAGACUAUCCCAGGGACACGUUUCCCAAAUACCCCUGCGGAUUCACUUACGUCCUUUCUAACGACAUCACGGGCUUGCUCUACCAGGUGUCGUUGACCUUGAAGUACCUGUUUCUCGAGGACGUGUUCCUGGGACUCUGUUUGGAGAAACUGGGCGGUGUGACCUUCGCGCACGACGAACGCUUCAAGCUUUGGAUGGAAUUUCCAUCUUGUAGGAGCGAUAAAGUACUGGCCGCUCAUUGGUUCAAAAAGGAAUUUUCCAUGCUGGCGGCGUGGCGCAGAGUCACUAGUUGCUAG